CUAGCAUAGACGAUCAAGAAGAACAAGAUUAUCUCAGCCUCAGCAGGACGCCGAUGAGGGAGAGUGCCCGUCGGGAAGACAUUACCUCAAUGCGACCUGACCCGAUAUCUAAAGUUCACAAACCUAAAAAUCAAUUGUGUAUUGUGAGUAAUCAAGGAACCAGUGGAAUUUUGAAUGCCAUAGAAUAUAACUUAGAUAGAGAAGCUAAUUACUGUCACUAUGUUGCGCCUAAUUGUAGCAUUAUAGAGUUACUUUCAAACCUAGAUAACAAAUUGAAUAGUUUUACCAUGAAUGACUACUGCAUCAUUUUUAUUGGUGAAAAAGAUAUUAAUGAGUCUCAAAAUAGUAUCAAUCUAGUAAACUGUAUUCGAGAAUCGCUAAGUAAAAUCACACAUACCAACAAAAUUAUUUGUCUUCCUACAUAUGUGUGUGGAGCGCUUAUAUAUAAUUAUAAAGUGGAAAUGUUUGGUAGCUUACUUGCGAUGGAUAUGCAAACUAACCAUUAUGCCUAUUUAUUUGACACGAAUCGGGACCUAGCUUUAGACAUGUUUUCGGAUUAUUCGGGUAGGUUAACAAAAUAUGGAAUGAGAGCAGUAUUUUCUAGUCUUAGACAAUUUAUGGACGAGAUUCACACCUGCAUGAGUAAUGAUGAAAGUAUACGUAACCAGUUUUUUCGAGGCAUCAAUAACGUCUCGACUCAAUGUUACCGAGAACGAUUUUAGCUUGACUGAUAAACCCACUGACAAAGUGGUAAUUAAUGUGUAUCAUCAGAAUUUGUGUGGCAUUAGCAAUAAAAAACUCGACUUGGAAUUAUACCUGGAUAGCUUACCUGUAGUUCAGCAUUUUGUUUGUGUCACAGAACAUUUCUUAAACAAGGUUACAGUGCCUCUUCUUGUCCUGCCUGAGUACUAUCUAGCAACUUAUAACGUAAGAACCAAUAAAAAAAGAGGUGGCAGUCUAAUUCUAUCUCGUAACGAUAAAAAAACUGAAGAGUUGUCAAUGUGCAAUAAACUGUAUUUAGCAGAGGCAUUCGAGGUUUGCGGCAUUCGAGACGUCGAAACAAAUAUUAAUGUAAUAUGUUGCUAUCGUAGUCCUCGUGAGUCUAACUUUGAAAUUUUUAUGGAAAAACUAGAACUAAUGCUAAACCACUUUUUCAACAAGAAUUGUCUAAUAUGUGGUGAUUUUAACAUUAAUUUACAUUUAAGGGACAGUAGAAGUACAGCGUUGUUAACAUUAUUAAAGUGCUACAACUUCAGACCUUUAGUGAUAACUUCUACUUUCUUGCGAAAUAACUCAGAAUCAUGCAUUGAUAAUGUGUUUACAAAUUUAACAGAGUCCUCAAUAUUAAGUAUAGACGUAGACCACAACGGUCUUGCUGACGGACACGCUGGUCUGCUGUGUAGAAUAGAGACCGAUUCCAUGUAUUCUUCAAAAUUGCAGUCACAACCAUUGAUUCGAAGAGAACGAAGGUGUUUUAACGACAUUAAUAACAAUAAAUUUAGACUUAAACUGCUAAAUCAAAAUUGGUACGAUUUAGGCAUUAACAAUUUUAUUAAGAAAUUUAUGUACACUUUUAAAAGUAGCUUUAAGAAAACACUAAAAGCCUCAAAGGUAAACAGGAAAUGUAAGUGGAUAUCGAAGGGCUUAAAAACUUCCAGCAAAAUGAAACGAUUUCUAACGAUCAUUGAUAAGGAACACCUUGACAGUUCAAUGGCUACAUAUCGUGGCAAGUACUUAAAGUUAUACAGACAACUAAUCCGAAAUGCUAAAAAAAAUGCUGUACAGUGAUUAUGACAGAGCAUUGAGAUUUGCAACGAGAAGAAAAGACCUUAAAAAUAGUUUAGUGCCUAAAUUAAAAAUUGUGCAACAUUCAGCAAGCUACCAGGCAGUUCA
Molecule: messenger RNA, 1893 nt
Organism: Leguminivora glycinivorella
Lineage: Eukaryota; Metazoa; Arthropoda; Insecta; Lepidoptera; Tortricidae
Exons: 2
Coding region: 646-1788 (380 amino acids)
Molecular function (GO): catalytic activity
Source: RefSeq, a predicted model, not a curated record